CUGGCCGCUCCGGUCUGUACCCAUUGAGCGUGGGGGGAGUGCCAAGCUAGGAGCUCAACCGGGAGAGCAUCAUCAAUCAACAAACGCGAGCGCCAUUGCAACCACCACCACCACCACCCACCUCCUCCGACCCCACACCACGCCAUCGUCUCGAUACGGAAUGGACGCAUCGGUCUACAACGCGCUCGACAAUCUGGAGCGCAACAUCCAGCAGCUGCUCGAGUCCGUAGCGUCGUACAACCCCUCCCCGGCCGGCGCCGUAGCGCUCGUGCAGUCGGACGAUGAGCUCACGUUGACGUUGAAGAAACUGGAAGAGCACCAGCAAGCCACGCAGCGAAUCCUCACACUCAGUGCGACCAGCGCCUUGCUCGACUCGCAGCUGACGUCGCUGCUGUCGACACUCUCGGCCGCGCGCCAGCAGCUGCUCGCUACCCCGUCAACCCGCUUCACAGUCCCCCCGCGCGAAGUUGCUUACAACGACCUCCUCGCCUACGCUGCGAAGAUCUCGAAAUACUCCCGCCCGUCGAAUCCCGCCGCCUUCCGGAAGCACGCCAGCGCUGGAGGGGGAAAGGUGAAGGUGGAGGAGGAGGAGCAGGAGCAGCAGGAGCAGCAGGAGCCGCCCCCCCUGGGCAUGUCAGAGGAGGAGUUCACGUCGCUCGAUCCGUCGGGGAACCUACAGUUCACGCCGUGGCCAAAUGAGAUCUUGAUGCGGCAGGGCGCGCUACAGGCCGUUGGCCCGGAUGGCGUGCCCGAGGAUAUGGUGCCCGAGGCCGAGAGGAGGAAGAUCGAGGAGGAGGGGGAGAAGGUGCGCAGGGAGAUGGAGAGGGUUGUUAAUGGCGGACCGAGCGACGCAGACGAGAAGGCCCGCAGGAAUAGUGGUUAUGCACACCCCGCCCCCCAGCGCGAUAGACCCCCCGCUCCUCUCCCGCCGCCACCGCCGCCCCCGCAGGGCUCCCUCACGUUUGAUUUGUGGCAGGAUGAGGGCGAUGAUGAUUAGGCGAUUAGGCCCGCGGAGUGGGGGAUACCAUGUUUUCCAAUUCUUCUGUAUGCAAGUUCUACUGCGAAGUCGGGCAGUCGUAAUGCAAUGCCACUGCACCACUGCUAUAUAUGUAGAACUUAGGGCGACGUCCCGCUUCGUUCGUUCGUUGAUCUCGUGUGUAAAUCAAGCUACAAUAAGAAAGUCGCGAACCGACAACUUACAAGGCUAAGGCUGCGGCUCCCACUCCAACUAAACUCCACAUCCUAC
Messenger RNA from Tricharina praecox, 1246 nucleotides. Its product is annotated as vitamin-D-receptor interacting mediator subunit 4-domain-containing protein. Gene Ontology annotation, molecular function: transcription coregulator activity. The record is from RefSeq and is a predicted model, not a curated record. NCBI's taxonomy places the organism in Eukaryota, Fungi, Ascomycota, Pezizomycetes, Pezizales, Pyronemataceae. Gene Ontology annotation, cellular component: core mediator complex; mediator complex. The transcript is spliced from 3 exons. Gene Ontology annotation, biological process: regulation of transcription by RNA polymerase II. The coding region runs from base 161 to 997 and encodes 278 amino acids.